Messenger RNA from Saccostrea echinata, 1872 nucleotides. Its product is annotated as guanylate cyclase beta-like. Lineage: Eukaryota; Metazoa; Mollusca; Bivalvia; Ostreida; Ostreidae. Bases 1 to 1872 code for a protein of 623 amino acids. Gene Ontology annotation, molecular function: peptide receptor activity; guanylate cyclase activity. The transcript is spliced from 5 exons. Gene Ontology annotation, biological process: intracellular signal transduction; cGMP biosynthetic process; receptor guanylyl cyclase signaling pathway. The record is from RefSeq and is a predicted model, not a curated record.
AUGAAGAGAGGGGCGGUUACUCCUGAAUAUCCGGACAGGGAAAUCAUAUCUCCUAUGUCCGGAAAAUCCCUACAAGUUGGAGGAAGUUAUCAAGAUCUCCUGCAAAAAAAUCUCCGGGACACAGGUGGAUGUCGGAGAGUCGUCGAACACUGGAGAAUGAUUCUUGUCAUCAUCAUCCCAAUCGUCGCUAUGAUCGUUUUCUCGACCUUUAACCUUAGUAAUGCUAUUCAGCUGAUGGAGGACACAGAUGCUGCUACAUCACAAAUAAACUCUGCUCAGAUGUUCGCGAAUUUAAUUCAGAUGCUUCAACGAGAAAGGGGAAGGUCUGCCACAUUUUUAACUGUAAAUGGAAAUGCGUCUGAGGCUCAGAGCCUACUCCAGGAAGCACAGCAGAACACUGACGCCGGCAUACAAAACAUCGCCUUUGGAAACAGAAUGUUUUCUAUAAAUACUACAACAUACACCAAAAAGGAUAUAAUUUCUAGUAUAAGAGAAACUAGAAAUAAAAUCUGGAACACCGAAGUAACAGUCCUAGAAGUCUUAGAAUUUUAUACAAAUAUAAAUAACGCAUUGAUGGAUGAAAUGCUAGUGGGUGUACAAAUACCCGAAGGAAAGCAUCUUUACUCCAAAUUGUUUGUGUUAGUGGCACUUCUACGUCACAUUGACCUUAUUGGCCUUCAAAGAGCUAGAAUAGCCUAUCUUUUCACAAUAUGUGGAUUCACAAACCAUGAAUUUCAAAUGUACCGAUACACUGAAGGUAAAGCAAAAUCGUACUUAGAAAUUGUGGUUACCUAUGAUUCCAGCAUUGCCAAUACAUACACAGAAAGCGACUUUAAUGCGGAAAGAUACCUUCACGAAGUAAGCUUGAAACUGUGGGCUAAUAAUUCUUACGAUUGCCAAAACCAGACUGAGGAGGAAAGGUUUGCUAUGAGUGUAGAAUGGUUUAGGAACAUGACAAUGAUUAUAGACUUCUCCUUUCUCAUUCAUCACAAUUCUUCCAGACUACUAAAGGAAAAUCUCUCAGACAUCCGAAGCGAGGCUCAGUUCCGUUUUGUUUUAUUCAUAUGCCUACAGGUGAUUGUGGCAUUAGCAAGCUUUACAUUGCUGGUUUGGUAUAUAUCGUGUGUUAACAAAAUGACGUUACGAAUCGCAAGGUAUGCAAGCGACAUCAAAUCCAAAACCAAGGAAUUAGCCGAAGAAAAGAGACUUACAGAGAAACUUCUAUACCGGAUGCUACCUAGGAAAAUUGCAAUGCAGUUGAAAUCAAAGGGAUUUGUACCCGCUGAAGAAUUUUCUCAGGCUUCUGUCUAUUUCAGUGACAUCGUUGAUUUCACUUCACUGUGCAGUAGAAGCUCACCUUUGCAGGUUAUAGACCUACUUAACGAAAUAUAUUCCCUGUUUGAUAACUGUAUUGAUAAGUAUGACGUGUACAAAGUGGAGACCAUUGGGGAUGCCUACAUGGUUACAAGCGGGAUUCCAGUCUCAAAUGGACAUGCGCAUGCGCUCCAUAUCUGUAACAUGGCUCUGGAUAUCCGGGACAGUAUGACUAACUUCCGGUCCCCUGUUCACUCCUCUGAGGUUAUCAAAAUACGCAUUGGUAUACAUUCAGGGCCCUGUGUGGCGGGGGUGGUAGGGAAAAAGAUGCCUCGUUACUGUUUGUUUGGAGAUACCGUCAAUACAGCCUCCAGAAUGGAGUCGACCAGCCAAGGUGGAAGAAUACAAUUGAGCUCCACCACUUGUGAAAUAAUUAGUAGAUAUGAUUAUUUUCAAUAUACUGCCAGGGGAUUUAUUAAAAUCAAGGGUAAAGGAGAAAUGAUGACUUAUUGGCUGGAAGCUUCAAAACAAAAACCCUCUGUUCGAAUGAUUUGUUAA